Messenger RNA from Mesorhabditis belari, 1395 nucleotides. The record is from the annotation of a GenBank genome assembly. NCBI's taxonomy places the organism in Eukaryota, Metazoa, Nematoda, Chromadorea, Rhabditida, Rhabditidae.
AUGGUUGUUGCCGUGGCAUUGUACUGUGUGGUCGGAGCGAUCACGAUACGAAAUAUCGAAGCUGUUCCAAAAAAUCGGACACUCGAUAUUGAGUUUCCAAUAACGCCACGGAUGAAACGUCAAGGCUAUUGGAUUGAGCGAGAGCCGAUGAAUCGAGCUCGACGAUGUGUGAUCGCCGCGUUGAAGGCGAUCGUGCAAGAGACGAAUUGCUCGGAACAUCUCAUGCCCACGGCAAGUGGAGUGAAGCUUUUGGACGAAUGCUAUCGAGAGGACAUUGAAGCGAAGAGAGUGACGGCUGGGCAAAAGCUUCAAGAACACCGGAUACGACACGAGCAUAAAAAGGAGCGAGAACGUGACUACUCACAAGGGCACUCGGUGGAGAUCGUCAGCGUGAGAUUUGAAGGCGAAGACAUUGAAUGGGAAUACUGGUCAUUCAUGGACUCAAUUGUUUUUUGUUUCACUGUGAUCACGACGAUUGGUUAUGGAAAUGUGGCACCGCAAACAUUUGAGGGUCGCCUCUUUGUGAUCUUUUAUGGCCUUGUUGGAGUCCCGUUCACGAUGUUGGCCAUUGCGAAUCUCGGGAAAUUCUUCGCCUCUCUGCUUAAAGCCUGGAUAAAACCGUUCAUUCAUUGUUGCAGACGAUGUCGAGCCCGUUUGCGAGUUCGCCGCCCGAAAGACAAAGACGUCAUGGUUGACACAAAUUACAGCAAAAUCAAAGGCACAGAUAGCAAUGAAAAUGUAAAUGAUAGUGAGUCAGAAGAUGGUGAUCGAGAAAAAAAGGAGGAAGAGCAGGAAGAGGACGACGAUCCGAAUGCGAUGACUGAUGCUAUUGUGCUCUUCAUUGCAUUUGUUAUCUAUAUUGUGUUGGGCUCUUUUAUGAUAUCUUCUUAUGAAGAAGAUAUGGAUUUCUUCUUGGCAAUAUAUUUCAACUUUGUCACACUGACAACAAUUGGUUUGGGCGAUCUGGUGCCGCAAAGAAAAGAAUAUCUCAUUGUGACGCUCGUCUAUGUGGCUGUUGGAUUAGCAUUAACAACAAUAGCUAUUGAGAUUGCUGCUGAUUAUCUAAAGAAAUUGCAUUAUUUUGGAAGGAAAUUGGACAAAGUGAGCAAUGUGAAGAUCUGGUUCGGCGGACAACAAUUGACGAUGAAACAACUCGUGCGAAACCUCGGCGAUCAGUUCAACGUCGACAUUGAUCAGUUAGCCAAUCUGGAUCUUGAGCAAUUCGUUGAUAAUGCGAUUCGUGUUGAAGCUGGAGAGUUGGCAACUUUGCGGCAACAAGACAAACCCUACAUGCACACACAAUAUUGGCGAGCGGUACAAGGGCGAUUGAUCUUUGUGGAUGAAGAGCUACCACCAGAUCAUGACUCCAAUGCAAACUAUUCGAUUUUAACGGAA